Messenger RNA from Phytomonas sp. EM1, 798 nucleotides. Lineage: Eukaryota; Euglenozoa; Kinetoplastea; Trypanosomatida; Trypanosomatidae. The record is from the annotation of a GenBank genome assembly.
AUGGUUCUAGUAGAGUGCAAACGUCUCCCCAAGGAGGAGUACAGCAAGGACUAUGACGCUUUCCUUGCCUCCUUUCCUGGAAAUACCAACAUUGGUGUCGCAACAGAUGCGUUGCAGAAGAUGCAAAACACGCGCGUGCGCCUGAAGUGGAUGAUUGCCGCGGCGAAUCAGCUCGCCAAGGAUUCCUGCGAGGAGGAUCAACGCCACCACCUCCUAGGCCCCGCACGCGAUGCGGAGGCGUACCUCUCGUUGGAGCGCAACCAGAAUCGGCAGGUUUGCACCCAGGAAGAGCUCGAUGCGCUCGUGAACGCCUUUAAGGGUGGGGUUAUGAUUCUUUUCCCGGAGGAGUGCAGCGGCGCGGAUGCCUGCCAGCGGUUGACGGCCAUUCUUGAGGAUGACGACACUCCGGAUGCGCGGAAGUCGAAGACGCAUCGCAUCCUGAGCCUCAUCGACGACGGCGCGACGAACGAGGCGACGUUGGAGGGCGAGGCGGUGAUGUGGUGGAGCGCGAGGCCGCUCGCCCGCGAUGCCGACUUUCUUCGCUACAUUGGCAAGAACGAGAAGACGAAGAUUACGGUAAAACUCGCGCCGGUUGGGGGCGCCGCGCCGCCGCGUGAGCCCGCCCUGGAUGCCAGAACCCAGGCCGAACUCGUCGCGUACUACCAUCGAAAACAAGAGGAGAACAAGAAGUUGAUCGAGGAUGAGGAUAUUUCGUACGGCAAUAGUGAGUGGGCAAACCCACAUGGGCUAAAGAGUCAGUUGCAGGGAUUCAACGGGAUUAAGUAUCGCCCUUCCUAA